UAAAUUUACAAUGUUCGCGCUUGGUGAAAGUCGUAAAUAAAAGUUAUUUACUUUAUUAUUUGGCAAUAGUUCCAGCAUUACGCGCGUUCAAUCCAUUCAACACAAACAAAAUGUCGCUAGAUGAAUCCAUGAAACGCGUCUACAAAAAGCGCAGUCCGCUGUGCCGUUUGUGCCUGCAGGAAUAUCCCAAAAAACUGAUGAACGAAAUUUUUGGAAAAGAAGCCGGCUGUAAGAAGGAUAUCCAGGCUGCCGUUGGACUAAAGCUCCACAGAAGCGAUCAAACGAUAAGAAUCUGCAACAACUGUAAAGAGAUGGUGAACGUGAUAGUCACAUUUCAGCGGAUAUGCCAACAAAAUGAGCAAACACUACUACAGGGCAGCUUCGAAGUCAGCUGGAACUGCUGGAAAGAAUCCAUCGAACAGAUCAACUCGGUACGUUGUUUGCUGGAUCAGUUCCAGGGUUCGUCGCCGGUGGUCGCCGUUAAGAAGGAGGAAACGGAGAUGUUCGCCGAUUGUGGCAUGGUUGAGUCUAAAGUAGAGGACGAAGAGAUAGAUUUGAUGCAGCUGGAGAUCGAACCGUUAAUAACGAAGGUAGAAGUUGAUCCUGACAAUUGUGACGGGUAUUUUGAAGAGGAAGCAAACGAGGUUGAGUUUGAUAACGAAGAUGAUGAUGAAGAUUUCCGUCCGGAUGGCCCCGAUUCAGAAUCUGAACCGGAACCACAAGCCGAGGAGCGUAAGGUAAAAAAGCAGAAAGCAAAAGAACGAUAUCGCCAGACCCACAAAGCCAAAAGCGGCAAAGUUGUUUGUUCCACGUGUGGUGAAAUGGUUUCUCAGCAGGGUCUGGAAGGUCACAUGAACCGGCAUUUGGGUGUUGCGCCUUACUCUUGCGAGGUCGAAGGUUGUGAGAGCAAGCUUUACUCCAAGUACGCACUUCAGAUGCAUCGCCACCAUCACAAGGUUGUAAACCAGUACUACGACUGUCCCCAUUGCGGAAAAAAGCUGAAAGGGUACAGCAACUGGCUCCGGCACAAAUCCAGCCACACGCAGCCCCCCAAAUAUUCUUGCGAAAUUUGCGGCAAACAAUUCCGGCGAGGUUCUCACUACAAAAUACACGAAACUGUCCACACGGGAGUUGCGAAAUAUCCUUGCGAAGUGUGCGGAAAGCGCUUCACGGUGAAGCACAAUCUGGCAGCGCAUUACAAGAUUCACAUGCGAGAGGGGACGUAUCCCAUUAAUCGGGAUUAAAGUGUUGAAUUGUAGGCAAGUUCAUUAUACAAGAAAUAAAUGAUAAAAUAUUUUGGCAACAUAA
Molecule: messenger RNA, 1308 nt
Organism: Culex quinquefasciatus (southern house mosquito)
Lineage: Eukaryota; Metazoa; Arthropoda; Insecta; Diptera; Culicidae
Product: zinc finger protein 771
Exons: 3
Coding region: 111-1244 (377 amino acids)
Biological process (GO): regulation of transcription by RNA polymerase II
Cellular component (GO): nucleus
Molecular function (GO): zinc ion binding; DNA-binding transcription factor activity; RNA polymerase II cis-regulatory region sequence-specific DNA binding
Source: RefSeq, a predicted model, not a curated record